AUCAGAACUGAAAUUGGCGACAGAGAAGGGGAGGCAUCAUGUUAUGGAAACCUAGGUACUGUGUUUGAGUCGCUUGGCCAAUACGACAAGGCUAAAGAGUAUCUCCAAAAAGCACUUGUCAUCAGAACUGAAAUUGGCGACAGAGCGGGGGAGGCAUCAUGUUUUGGAAACCUAGGUACUGUGUUUAAGUCAAUUGGCCAAUACCACAAGGCGGAAGAGUAUCUCGAGAAAGCACUUGUCAUCACAACUGAAAUUGGCGACAGAGAUGGGGAGGCAUCAUGUUAUGGAAACCUAGGUACUGUGUUUGAGUCGCUUGGCCAAUACGACAAGGCUGAAGAGUUUCACCAAAAAGCGCUUGUCAUCACAACUGAAAUUGGCGACAGAAAAGGGGAAGCAUCAUGUUAUGGAAACCUAGGUACUGUGUUUGUGUCGAUUGGCCAAUACGACAAGGCUGAAGAGUAUCUCCAAAAAGCGCUUGUCAUCAGAACUGAAAUUGGCGACAGAAAAGGGGAAGCAACUGACUAUGGAAACCUUGGUAUUGUGUUUAGGUCGCUUGGUCAAUACGACAAGGCUGAAGAGUAUCACCAAAAAGCGCUUGUCAUCACAACUGAAAUUGGCGACAGAAAAGGGGAAGCAUCAUGUUAUGGAAACCUAGGUACUGUGUUUGAGUUUUUUGGUCAAUACGACAAGGCUGAAGAGUAUCUCCAAAAAGCGCUUGUCAUCAGAACUGAAAUUGGCGACAGAAAGGGGGAAGCAUCAUGCUGUGGAAACCUAGGUACUGUGUUUAAGUCGCUUGACCAAUACGACAAGGCUGAAGAGUAUCUCCAGAAAGCGCUUGUUAUCACGACUGAAAUUCGCCACCGAGAAGGGGAAGCAUCAUGUUAUGGAAACCUAGGUACUGUGUUUCGGUUGCUUGGCCAAUACGACAAGGCUGAAGAGUAUCUCCAAAAAGGGCUUGUCAUCAGAACUGAAAUUGGCGACAGGGCAGGGGAAGCAUCAUCUUAUGGAAACCUAGGUACUGUGUUUGAGUCGAUUGCCCAAUACGACAAGGCUGAAGAGUAUCUCCAAAAAGCGCUUGUCAUCAGAACUGAAAUUGGCGACAGGGCAGGGGAAGCAUCAUGUUGUGGAAGCCUAGGUACUGUGUUUAAGUUUCUUGGCCAAUACGACAAGGCUGAAGAGUAUCUCCAAAAAGCGCUUGUCAUCACAACUGAAAUUGGCCACAGAAAAGGGGAAGCAUCAUGUUAUGGAGACCUAGGUACUGUGUUUGGGUCGCUUGGCCAAUACGACAAGGCUGAAGUGUAUCACCAAAAAGCGCUUGUCAUCACAACGGAAAUUGGUGACAGAAAAGGGGAAGCAUCAUGUUAUGGAAACCUAGGUAAUGUGUUUGAGUUGGUUGGCCAAUACGACAAGGCUGAAGAGUAUCACCAAAAAGCGCUUGUCAUCACAACUGAAAUUGGCGACAGAAAAGGGGAAGCAUCAUGUUAUGGAAAUCUAGGUACUGUGUUUAAGUUUCUUGGCCAAUACGACAAGGCUGAAGAGUAUCUCCAAAAAGCGCUUGUCAUCAGAACUAAAAUUGGCGACAGAAAAGGGGAAGCAUCAUGUUAUGGAAACCUAGGUACUGUGUUUGAGUCGCUUGGCCAAUACGACAAGGCUGAAGAGUCUCUCCAAAAAGGGCUUGUCAUAAGAACUAAAAUUGGCGACAGAGAAGGGGAGGCAACUGCCUAUGGAAACCUAGGUACUGUGUUUAAGUCGCUUGGCCAAUACGACAAGGCUGAAGAGUAUCUCCAAAAAGCGCUUGUCAUCACAACUGAAAUUGGCGACAGAGAAGGGGAGGCAUCAUGUUAUGGAAACCUAGGUACUGUGUUUAAGUCGAUUGGCCGAUACGACAAGGCUGAAGAGUAUCACCAAAAAGGGCUUGUCAUCACAACUGAAAUUGGCGACAGAAAAGGGGAAGCAUCAUGUUAUGGAAACCUUGGUAUUGUGUUUAAGUCGCUUGGCCAAUACGACAAGGCUGAAGAGUAUCACCAAAAAGCGCUUGUCAUCACAACUGAAAUUGGCGAUAGAAGAGGGGAAGCAUCAUGUUAUGGAAACCUAGGUUCUGUGUUUGAGUCGCUUGGCCAAUACGACAAGGCUAAAGAGUAUCUCCAAAAAGCACUUGCCAUCACAACUGAAAUUGGCAUCAGAAAAGAAGAAGCAUCAUGUUAUGGAAACCUUGGAAUUGUGUUUAGAUCUCUUGGUCAUUUUGAAGCUUCGGAAGUAUGCUUGGAGAAAGCUUUAUUCAUAUCUAGAGAUAUUGGCGAUGGAAGAAAAGAGUCCGAAAUCCUUGGAAGUUACGCCGUUUUGUAUUUAUAUCAAUAUAAAAUCAAAGACUCCCUGUCGUGUUUUCAUCUGUGCAUUGAAAAGUAUGAAGAGCUGAGAUAUUUCUUGGGCGCCAAUGAUCAGUUCAAAACAUCAUUUCUGGAGGACACAGGAAUAUUUCCCUACAAACUGCUUUGUACUUUGCUUUGUGACACCGGAAAUGCUCGGGAUGCUAUUUAUGUUGAGGAGUUGGGUCGAGCUAGAGGCCUAUCAGACUUAAUGGCAGAGAAGUACUCGGUUGAAAUGCACAUCUCUGCUAAUCCACAAUCUUGGUUUGGCAUUGAGAACAUUUUAAGAAAGAAAAAAAACUGUACUUGUUUGUACAUUUCUUAUUUUCAGAAUCGUCUGCAUUUGUGGAUCUUGAAAACAAGUGGAGUCCUUCACUAUAGAAGAGUAUCAACAGAAGAGAAUCUAGUUCAGGCUGGGUUACCCAAAGAUUUGUCUUUGAGUCAAUUUUUAGAUGAUAAUUUCCGACGUCUUGGUAUUUUGCCCACUAAAGAUUGUGAAGAUCGGUCUUUAAGUACGAUUAAAUUGCAACCUCUUUCCCCCGCGCAAAAGAGCUCAGCAAGAUUGCGACUCUUGGAGGAGGACGAGGACGAGGACGAGGACGAGGACGAGGACGAGGACGAGGACGAGGACGAGGACGAGAAAGUGAUUUCAAGUCUAUAUUUGUGUUACAAAAUGUUCAUUGCUCCCGUUUAUGAUUUGCUUGAUGAGCCUGAAGUCAUUAUUGUUCCUGACCGCAGGUUGUACAAAGUUCCCUUUGCUGCCCUCAGUGAAAAGGAAGGAGCCGAAUACUUGUCAGAGACUCAUAAGAUCCGUAUCAUUCCUUCGUUGACAACACUCAAGAACAUUCAAGAUAGUCCAGAGGACUAUCACAGCAACACUGGUGCCUUGGUAAUAGGCAAUCCCAAGGUUAAUUGGCUGCAACCAUUGCCAGGUGCAAGAAAGGAAGCGGAGAUGGUCGGACGACUGGUGGGUGUUCCGCCUCUAGUUGAAGAGAAAGCAACGAAGCAGGCGGUACUUAAGCGGAUAAGUUCAGUGAGCUUGAUACAUUUUGCUGCCCAUGGUAACACAGAAAGAGGAGAAAUUGCACUUUCCCCCAUUCCUACUCCCAACAGUCAAAACGUUACCCCACCGAAGGAAGCUUCCAUGUUGACGAUGGCUGAUGUCUCACGAGUGAAAGUCAGAGCUAAACUGGUGGUACUUAGCUGCUGUCACAGUGGAAGUGGAGAGAUAAGAGCCGAGGGAGUUAUAGGAAUUGCCCGUGCGUUCUUAGGAUCCGGUGCUCGCUCGGUGUUGGUUGCGCUGUGGGCCAUUCCAGACUCAGCAACAGAGCAGCUGAUGAGUCGGUUCUACGAACACCUCAUUGAAGGUGGAAGUGCCAGUGAAUCCCUUCAUCAUGCCAUGAAGUGGAUGAGAAAAAACGGCUUCAACAAAAUGUCUGAUUGGGCUUCGUUUACGCUGAUUGGAGAUGAUGUGAGACUCGAGUUUGACAAGCAGCGGCAAGACUCAGUGAGAACAGGUAUUUCAUAA
Messenger RNA from Pocillopora meandrina, 3894 nucleotides. The record is from the annotation of a GenBank genome assembly. Lineage: Eukaryota; Metazoa; Cnidaria; Anthozoa; Scleractinia; Pocilloporidae.